GAUGGGAUGGCGGUGGAGGUUGAACCUUCCCGCCAAUGCCCCGUUCCGCGUUGUCACCGCGCGACAGAUGGCAGCAGAGGGGCACUCCGACAAAAUGGCGUCCGACAUCGAAGUGCGUAUGAAGCAGUGGUGUGUGAUUGAAUUCCUGCAUGCGGAAAAAAUUGAACCCGUCGACAUUCAUCGACGGCUGCUGAACGUGUACGGAGACCAAACGGUGGAUGUGAGCACCGUGAGGCGGUGGGUGCCGCAGGGAAGGAUGAGCGACGCCGGCGCCAAGCCCAGCCCGCCGCUGGCCUCCAAAGGGGAGAAAGAUGCUGCAGAGAAGAGGGGACGGGGGCGGCCCAGGAAGAAACCGGAGGAUCCCAGCGAAGCGCCCACCCCCAAGAGACCCCGCGGCCGGCCGAAGGGCAGCAAGAACAAGGCCAGCUCCAAAGGCAGGAAAUCCUCAGUCGCACCAGGGAUGAAACCUCGAGGCCGACCCAAAAAACCGCAGGACGAGGAGGAGGUGAACAUUUCCCAGGAGUCAUCUGAGGAGGAGCAGUGACCCCUCCUGAACCGCCGCUACCUCAUCAUCACCCCCCAGGACUGAGGGAGAUGGACGGGGCGCAGCCCCCCCCCGGCAGCACCCGGCUUCCUCCUCCUCCUCCUCCUCCUCCUGCCCUGCUCCUUCCUCACCCCCCAACAACAGCAGCACUGGAACGCAGGGCUCAGCCCCACAGCCCUAUGGGGGGGGGGACCCCCACCCUGCUCCCCCCAGCACAGUGGGGCAGCCCCACUCCCCCUCGCUGCAUCCCUGCAGUGCCCGGUUCGGGGUGACCCCUUUCCCCAUCGGUUCUGGUUAAUUUUUAUUUUAUUAUUUUUAUAUAUAUAUAUAUUAUUGUGUUUCAUUUUGGUUGUUUUUUUUUUUGUUUUUUUUUUUAAUCCUUUUUUGGUUGUCCUCUCAUUCACAACUACCUCUGGAUAUUUAAGUUCCACUCUUGGCUCACGGAGCACUGCUGUGCCGGUGUGGGGCAGCCGGGCAUCCUUUGCUUGGGGUCAUCAUCAUCUUUCUCUUUUUUUGGGGGGGUUGCAUUGCUGGGGGUUGCAGCGGGGUUUGGGGGAUUCUCCCCAGUUCAGUUUGUUCAUAUAUUUUUGUUUUCUACUGUUAACUUUCAAGGUUCGGUCACUGCUGCUCCUGGGUGGGGGCAUGGGGACACUGGGGGUCCCCCUGUGCCACCCCCACGGCUGCAGUGGGGCCAGGGGGGGUUCGGUGUCGGGUUCAGGGUGCUGCCAGUGUGGGGAAAUAAGGGGGGAUUUAUUACUGUUUAUUUUUUUGUUCCACUGUUAACAACCGUCUGGUUUCCUAUUUGCAGUUACUUGAAUAAAACGUUUUAUGGAAUAAAA
This is a messenger RNA of Tympanuchus pallidicinctus (lesser prairie-chicken), 1383 nucleotides long. It is a transcript of the gene HMGA1, whose product is annotated as high mobility group AT-hook 1. Gene Ontology annotation, cellular component: chromatin; nucleus. Gene Ontology annotation, biological process: regulation of DNA-templated transcription. The transcript is spliced from 5 exons. Bases 2 to 544 code for a protein of 180 amino acids. Gene Ontology annotation, molecular function: DNA binding; transcription coregulator activity. Lineage: Eukaryota; Metazoa; Chordata; Aves; Galliformes; Phasianidae. The record is from RefSeq and is a predicted model, not a curated record.